Myotis davidii is the source of this 472-nucleotide messenger RNA. RefSeq names its product probable ubiquitin carboxyl-terminal hydrolase FAF-X. The annotation marks the transcript as partial. NCBI's taxonomy places the organism in Eukaryota, Metazoa, Chordata, Mammalia, Chiroptera, Vespertilionidae. The transcript is spliced from 2 exons. The record is from RefSeq and is a predicted model, not a curated record.
AGCAUUUCGCGGUAAACCCCUCUCUCUUAUUGUUCGAUUUCCAAACCAUGGUAAAGAGGUUGAUGACUUGGACAUAUGGUCUCAUACAAAUGAUACAGCUGGUUCAGUACGACGAUGUAUUCUCAAUCAUGUAAAAGCAAAUAUAGCUCACACAAAAAUUGAACUUUUUGUGGGUGGUUGUCUGAUAGAUUCUGAAGAUGACGGAAAAUUAAUUGGACAAUUAAACCUAAAAGAUAAAUCAGUAAUUACAGCCAAACUUUCUCAGGUAUGUUCCAAUAUGCCUUCAAGCCCUGAUAGUUCUUCUGAUUCCUCAACUGGAUCUCCUGGAAACUGGUGUAAUCAGUACAAUGAUAGUCCCAGUCCAGAAAUGGAAAAUUGUUUGCCUGGAGUGGUAAGUAGCUAUUAUAUUCAAAACAUUACACUCUUCUUAAAAAAAAAAAACAAAGAAAUGUUUUUUUUAUAUGUUUCAUGA